This is a messenger RNA of Aspergillus mulundensis, 1635 nucleotides long. Its product is annotated as protein arginine methyltransferase RmtB. Gene Ontology annotation, cellular component: nucleus. Lineage: Eukaryota; Fungi; Ascomycota; Eurotiomycetes; Eurotiales; Aspergillaceae. Gene Ontology annotation, molecular function: protein-arginine N-methyltransferase activity. The record is from RefSeq and is a predicted model, not a curated record. Bases 1 to 1635 code for a protein of 544 amino acids. The transcript has 4 exons. Gene Ontology annotation, biological process: peptidyl-arginine methylation.
AUGUCCGCCCCCUCCGCAGAAGAACGCUCUCUAAAGGACGUCGAUCGUGACUCCGUUACCUCUGAGGAUUCAGACGCCACCGAUGAAGAGGGAUGGGAAGACGUCGAGCCGGAUGAUGAAACGCAGCCGGUCGUUGGUCUUUUUUCUGAUAAAGUCUACCCAGAUAUUCGAUCAAUGCUCAAGGAGAGCAAAGAUAAAUACAACUUUGAUCUAAGGAAAAUACAAAAGGAGCUUGAUUUGGACUUUUUGGAUACUAUCAAACUCGUCAACUAUAUACGCACUUCCGUAAAAGAUGGGAAUAUGUCUCCUGAUGUGUCCACAAAGGAUAAAUUCCAAGACGACAUCUAUCUGAAACCUGUCUUGGAGGACGACGCACUCCUAUACAGUCUGGAUGACAUCGAGGACGAAGAAUCGGACAAGGCCGGUGAAACUCAAGCUGAACGCCAGGUAGUUGAGCUCCAGGAAGAGUUGGAGCGCCUCCAGAUUCAGUUCUCGGAGUAUAGACUCGCGGUUCAAAAAUCGCUGGAGGAGCAAUUGGCGAAGGAAGAGGAGAAGCCCGCUAGUCAGGCUGCUGGUCGUGCUGCCACCAAGGCUGAAGAAGUUGAUUCGGACUACUUUACUUCAUACUCAUAUAACGGCAUCCACGAGUCCAUGCUCAAAGACACGAUCCGUACUGACUCCUACCGGGAUUUCGUCUACGAGAACAAGCACGUUUUCAAAGAUAAAGUUGUCCUUGAUGUUGGCUGUGGAACCGGAAUCCUGUCUAUGUUUUGUGCCAAAGCGGGUGCUCGAAAGGUUAUCUCCGUCGACAAUUCGAACAUCAUCGAUCGGGCGAAAGAGAUCGUUUACGAGAACGGUUUUGGUGAUGUUAUAACAUGCAUUCGCGGCAAGAUCGAGGAAGUCACAUUGCCUGUCGAACAGGUGGACAUUAUCAUUUCCGAAUGGAUGGGUUACGGCUUGUUAUUCGAAGCCAUGUUUGACUCUGUCAUCUACGCUCGGGACCGCUACCUUGCUCCAGGGGGUCUUAUGGCACCUUCGCACGCUACGCUUCGCCUUGCGCCGCUGGCCGAUGCGGACUUGGUUCAGUCGCACAUCGGAUUCUGGCACGAUGUAUACGGCUUCAACAUGAAGAGUAUGCUCACUGGCAUCUAUGACGAAGCGCUUGUCCGCACCGUGCCGGUAUCUGCUAUUGCUGGGGAAUCCGAUAUCUUCCUGACCCUUCCACUGCACACUAUCACUGUGGAGGAAUUGUCUUUCUUGAAGGACUUUGAGGUCACCCUAAAAGAAGAUGUUGACGCGCUCGAUGGUUGGGCUAUCUGGUUCGACAUCUUCUUCAUGCCAUCCAGUGAGUCCAAUCUUCCGCCCAAUGCUACCCCGUCGGACCUGCAGAAGAAGGGCAUCGUGUCUUUUACCACCGGUCCAGAUGGUAAAGAGACUCAUUGGCAACAAACCAUCCUUCUGAUCGACCAUGGAAAGAAAGAUGCGAUUCCGCUAAAGAAAGGCCAGUUGAUCAAGGGUAAGGUUGGUUAUCAGAAGAAGGAUGCGAACUCCAGGUCCCUGGAUAUCACUGUUGAAUAUGACGCGCAAGUCGGCGAGAAAGGGGAGAAAGGGGAUCAGAAGUGGGCGUUACAAUAA